Lycium barbarum (goji berry) is the source of this 2611-nucleotide messenger RNA. Its product is annotated as cysteine-rich receptor-like protein kinase 44. Gene Ontology annotation, molecular function: ATP binding; protein kinase activity. The record is from RefSeq and is a predicted model, not a curated record. The coding region runs from base 360 to 2402 and encodes 680 amino acids. Lineage: Eukaryota; Viridiplantae; Streptophyta; Magnoliopsida; Solanales; Solanaceae. Gene Ontology annotation, biological process: protein phosphorylation. The transcript has 7 exons.
AAAAAAAAGAGAAUUAAUUCAUAAUUUUAGUAAGAUUUUAACAAUAGCGCGAAUCACGGAUCAAUUUUCUAGUCAUGGAUUAAGAUGGUACUGAAAGGUCCCCACAUAUUGUGGACAUAGGAAGGAAUUAAGAACCUUCACAAAAACGCGUUUUAAAAUUGUCUUGCUACAAAAGUUUCAACGGAUAGAAAGCACCUCCCAACAACAUGAAAUAUUUUCUCGUUAAAUAGUCCACUCCCAUCCUUUUCGGUGUUCUACUUUUCAUUUUUCAGUAGUCAAGCUAGUACUAAAUAAAAUUGAGCACGGAGUUUUGAGUCUUUUUGAAUCUGUAGCCAUUCAGUUUAUACUUGUCUCUGACGAUGGGGAUGAAAGCUAUGAGUUUCUUGAAGUGGCUGAUCAUUCUAAUAUUCCAAUUUUACUACCUUUUCGACCUCAGCAUAGCACAGCCUAAUUUCAUUUCUUCUAUAUGUGUAGAUUCUAAUAAGACAGAGUUCUCCCCAAAUAGUGCAUACGACACUAACCUUAACACAAUCCUCUCCUCUGUUUCACGGAAUAUGAAUAGUUUUGGGUUCUAUAAUUCUUCCAUAGGCCAAAACUCCGACACUGUUAGUGUCAUCGCGCAAUGUAGAGGGGAUGUACAAUUACAGACAUGUCGUGGUUGUAUAAAUAAUGCUACUCGUAAUAUUCUAGAGGUAUGUCCUUACAAGAAAUCGGCCCUUGGUUAUUAUGAUCAUUGUAUGCUAAGAUAUUCAAAUGAGUCCAUCAUAGGUACCCUUUCAACUGACCCAGCAAAUUUUUUAACUAACACGGAAAAUGCCUCGAGUCCCGAUGAGUUUAUGGAAGAUUUAAGAACCUUGUUAGAAAGUUUACGAAGUCAAGCUUCAUCGGGCGGUAAGCGGAAGUAUGCUAGUAAUAAUACUAAGGGCCCUGAUUUUCAGACUAUAUAUGCACUUGUACAGUGCACUGCGGAUUUAUCAGCUGAAAGUUGCAUCAAUUGUUUAAGCUCAGGCUAUAGAAAAAUGCCUGGAUGUUCAUGUUAUGGUAAACAGGGUCUCAACAUUAUGAUGCCCAGCUGCAAUUUUCGGUACGAAAAUUACCUUUUUUUCGACGAGCUACCGACCGAAGCUCCGCCACCCUUAUUGCCACCGUCUUUGCCACCGCCACCGUCACCUCCACCGCCAUCAGGAAAGGAUGAUAAAACAGCUCAAACCGCCAUCAUUAUAGUUGUGCCAACUGUUAUAUUUGUUAUUCUUAUUGUUUGUAUUUCUGUCAUCUUGAUGAAAAGGCGAAAGAGGAAGAAGUUGGAGGAAAUUCAGAGUAUUUACGAGGAUGAUAUUAGUACUGCAGAAUCCUUGCAAUAUGAUUUUUCUACAAUUAGAGCAGCAUCAAAUAACUUCUCAAGCGAAAAUAAGUUGGGACAGGGCGGAUUCGGUGUGGUGUACAAGGGUAAGCUUCCGAAUGGACAAGAAGUAGCAGUGAAAAGAUUGUCAGCAGAUUCAAGCCAAGGUGAUCUAGAAUUCAAAAAUGAGGUCUUGUUGGUUGCCAGGCUUCAACAUAGGAAUUUGGUUAGGUUGAUGGGAUUUUGCCUAGAUGGAACAGAGAGACUUCUUGUUUAUGAAUUUGUUCCCAAUGCAAGCCUUGACCAAUUUUUAUUUGAUCCAAUUAAACGUAGGCAAUUGGAUUGGGAAAGGCGAUCCAAAAUCAUCGGAGGCGUUGCUAGGGGAAUUCUUUAUCUUCAUGAGGAUUCUAGGCUUCGGAUCAUUCAUCGUGAUCUCAAAGCUAGUAAUGUUCUACUUGAUGCAAAAAUGAAUCCUAAAAUUGCAGACUUUGGCAUGGCAAGGCUAUUUACAUUGGAUGAAACUCAAGGCAACACAAGCAGAAUUGUGGGGACCUUUGGAUAUAUGGCACCAGAGUAUGCAAUGCACGGACAAUUUUCAGUCAAGUCAGAUGUUUUUAGCUUUGGAGUAUUAGUCCUGGAAAUUUUAAGUGGCCAAAGAAACACUUGUUUCAAAAAUGGAGAAUCUAUGAAAGAUCUUCUGAGCCAUGCUUGGACGAACUGGCGCGAAGGAAUAGCUACAAAUUUGAUAGACCCCAUAUUGAGGGGAAGCUCAGGACUGGUUCGUGACAUAAUGAGAUGUAUCCACAUUGCUUUAUUGUGCGUUCAAGAAAACGCUGCUGAUAGACCAACUAUGGCAGCAGUAUUUCUCAUGCUCAGUAGCCUCUCUUUGAGUCUUCCAAUGCCUUCAGAACCUGCAUACUAUAUGCAUAGUAAUAUUAGCCAAGAGAUUUCGCUUAGUCAAGAAUGCAACACAAUAAUGACAGAAUCUAAUGAACUAGUCAAAAGUAGAUCUAUUGGUUCAUCACGAAAUGAGGCGUCGAUAUCUGAGUUAUAUCCUCGUUAACAUCCUUAGACAUAAUAGUCUUUUCUCUGAGUUUUCUUUUUUACUUUAUUAUUUGUUCUAACUCCAAUUAGUUUAGAAUUGAGAUUGACUGAUCGAUGAUUUUGUGUUUCAAGCAAGGAUUUUAAUUUGAUUUGAAGUAUUAUUACACUUGUAAAAUUGGUGGAAUUUUUCAAUUAGUGAUAGAAAUGUAUUUUGCCUUUAUUUAUUCA